Messenger RNA from Drosophila elegans, 1436 nucleotides. RefSeq names its product senecionine N-oxygenase (gene Fmo-1). The record is from RefSeq and is a predicted model, not a curated record. Bases 85 to 1335 code for a protein of 416 amino acids. Lineage: Eukaryota; Metazoa; Arthropoda; Insecta; Diptera; Drosophilidae. The transcript is spliced from 5 exons. Gene Ontology annotation, molecular function: NADP binding; flavin adenine dinucleotide binding; N,N-dimethylaniline monooxygenase activity.
GUUAAGGCAAUCGGAGUGUACAUAGCGGUUCCGUCGUAUCGCAGCUAGAAGCAAUUAAUAAUAAUAAAUUGGAAAAACUGUAAUAUGAUAAGCGUAUGCAUAAUUGGGGCCGGAACAGCAGGUAUUUGCUGUGCCCGACACUCCAUUGAGAACGGCUUCCAGACGACUGUAUUCGAACUAUCUGACCGAAUUGGAGGAACCUGGGUGUACAAUGAGGCAACAGGUGUUGUCAAUGGCAUCGAUGUUCACAGCAGCAUGUACAAAAAUUUACGCACUAAUCUUCCAAAGGAAGUCAUGGGCUUUCCGGACUUUGAAAUCGGACAGAAUGCGGUUUCCUAUGUGAGAUCCGACGAAAUCUGUGAUUUCCUCAACAAUUACGCCGACCAUUUUGAACUGAAAAAGCAUAUAAAGUUUAACACCUAUGUUAUUCGAGUUGUGCAAAGGAAUUCAAAGUGGCAAGUCCUUUUCAAAAAUGUAGUUACAAACAAAGUGGACAUCCUUUACUUCGAUAAGGUUAUGGUGGCAAACGGACAUUACCACACCCCAAACUAUGGUAAAAUACCCAAUUUGAAUCGCUUUAAGGGCGAUUACUUGCACAGCCACGAUUUCAGAAGUAGGGAAGUUUUCGAAGGUAAAACGGUUCUUGUUAUUGGAGCUGGACCAAGUGGCAUGGACCUAUCUAAUAUUAUCUCCCGAUCGGCGAAACGUGUAACUAUAAGUCACCACUUGACUGAUAUUGGGAAAAACAUUUUCUUUGACAAUGUGCAACAGAAACCCGACGUUCGAGAGCUCGAUGAAAAGGGGGCCUAUUUUGUGGACGGAUCCUACGAGCAGUUCGACACCAUUUUCUUUUGCACAGGAUAUAAGUAUGCCUUCCCUUUCCUGACAGUGAAUUCUGGGAUCUAUGUGGAGGACAACUUUGUCCAGGAGUUGUACAAGCAGUGCAUCAACAUAAGAAACCCAUCGAUGGCCUUGAUUGGAUUGCCGUUCUACGUUUGUGCCGCACAAAUGAUGGACCUUCAGGCUCGGUUCAUCAUGAGCUACUACAAUGGAUCCAAUAAGCUUCCAUCCACAGAGGAGAUGCUGAAGGACACCCAGGAAAAAAUGGACAAGCUUUGGGAAGAGGGCUACAGGAAACGACAUGCUCAUAUGCUGGGCCCCAAACAAAUUUACUAUUUCUCGGACUUGGCGGAAACUGCUGGCGUAAAAAACAUCAAGGCUGUUAUGACGAAGUUACACAACGAAAGCAGCAAGUGUUUCAAUGAGAACUUACUCCAUUUUCGGGAGGACAAUUUUGAAAUUUUGGACGAUGAAACGUUUGUCAAAAUAAAUUAGAGUUAUUUUAAAAAAUUUAUAUAGCAAAUAAUGGACUAAAGCUUGUAUAAACUUCAUACAUUAUUAACAUAUUCUACAACAAUAAAAUAUCAAAAACUCGA